This is a messenger RNA of Gregarina niphandrodes, 148 nucleotides long. RefSeq lists its product as hypothetical. The transcript has a single exon. The record is from RefSeq and is a predicted model, not a curated record. Lineage: Eukaryota; Apicomplexa; Conoidasida; Eugregarinorida; Gregarinidae. The annotation marks the transcript as partial.
AUGGGUAAGGCUCCAUUGGCACCCAAGACUCCGCCUACGGCCAAGGCCCCAUUGACUCCCAAGACUCCUCCGACGGCCGAGGCUCCAGCGACUCCGAAGACUCCUCCUACGGCCAAGGCUCCAUUGACUCCCAAGCCUCCGUUGCUGA